Molecule: messenger RNA, 813 nt
Organism: Neurospora tetraspora
Lineage: Eukaryota; Fungi; Ascomycota; Sordariomycetes; Sordariales; Sordariaceae
Product: SUR7/PalI family-domain-containing protein
Exons: 3
Coding region: 1-813 (270 amino acids)
Biological process (GO): cortical actin cytoskeleton organization; septin cytoskeleton organization; endocytosis
Cellular component (GO): plasma membrane; membrane raft; cell cortex
Source: RefSeq, a predicted model, not a curated record
AUGAACAGAACUCGCCCCCUCCUCGCCCUCCUCUCCCUCCUCUUCCUCGCCAUCUCCCUCGUCCUCCUCUGGUUCGUCAUCCUCUCCGGCAUCACCCGGACCUCGCCCCUACGACAGACCUACUUCCUCCGCGCCGACACCAGCGGCAUCAGCGGCGCCCGCGCCGUCUCGCAAUGGACCUACUUCAAGGUGUGCGGCCUCAACAACCAGGACUGCGGCCCUGCCCGUCCUGCUCUGCCCCUCGGUGAUGCCUGGGACAGCAACCCUUCUGGUGCGCCCGCUGCUCUGACCGGCAAGUAUGGCGGACACACGACUAGCCACUACUUUUGGUACAUGUGGCGUUUCGGCUGGGUGUUCUUCCUGCUUGCGCUCUUCUUUGAGACUUUGGCUUUCUUCUCGGGCUUCUUGGCUUGCUUGGGACGCGUGGGCGCUGCGGUGUCGGGAAUGAUUGCUUCGUUGGCGUUGGUGAUGUUGAGUGUGGCUGUUGCUUUGAUGACCGCCACCUUCGUCAAAAUGCGCAACCACUUCAACCGCGACGGCCGCGACGCCCACCUGGGCCGCUACGCCUUCGGCUUCUCCUGGGGCGCCUGGGCCGCCUUGGCCAUCAGCACCGUGCUCUUCCUCCUAGCCAUGCUCCAGCGCGACAAGAACCACUAUAACAACCGCCGCUCCACUUAUGCCACCAACGGUCACGAUCACGUUGUCGCCGACGGCCCCGUGACGGGAACCGGUGGAAGAAAACGCGGCGUUUUCAACUGGGGCCGCCGCAGUGGCAAGUCCUUCGAUGGACGGAGGGUUAAGGAUGAUUACUAA